This is a messenger RNA of Odobenus rosmarus divergens (Pacific walrus), 648 nucleotides long. It is a transcript of the gene POLR3K, whose product is annotated as polymerase (RNA) III (DNA directed) polypeptide K, 12.3 kDa. Gene Ontology annotation, biological process: DNA-templated transcription; termination of RNA polymerase III transcription. NCBI's taxonomy places the organism in Eukaryota, Metazoa, Chordata, Mammalia, Carnivora, Odobenidae. Gene Ontology annotation, cellular component: RNA polymerase III complex. The record is from RefSeq and is a predicted model, not a curated record. Gene Ontology annotation, molecular function: zinc ion binding; DNA-directed RNA polymerase activity; nucleic acid binding. The transcript is spliced from 3 exons. The coding region runs from base 23 to 349 and encodes 108 amino acids.
CUGCGGAGCCGAGCCGGCUGCCAUGCUGCUCUUCUGCCCGGGCUGCGGGAACGGGCUGAUCGUGGAGGAGGGACAGCGCUGCCACCGCUUCGCCUGCAACACCUGCCCCUACGUGCACAACAUCACCCGCAAGGUAACAAAUCGGAAGUAUCCAAAGCUGAAAGAAGUGGAUGAUGUGCUUGGCGGAGCAGCAGCCUGGGAGAAUGUUGACUCUACCGCAGAGCCAUGUCCUAAAUGCGAACACCCUCGUGCCUAUUUCAUGCAGCUUCAGACCCGCUCUGCAGACGAGCCGAUGACCACCUUCUACAAAUGCUGCAGUGCUCAGUGUGGGCACCGCUGGAGGGACUAGGCCCAGGCGGGCCCAGCCGUGCCGUUGUCUGCUUACCUCGUUCCCCAGGCUAGAUUCCCAGCCAGGGGUGUGAACUGUUUGUCCCAAAACGUCUUGGCUGGCGUGGCGAAAAGCUAGCCCUUUCAGGGGCGCUGGUCACGGUGCCACAGCUGUAGCCCGUCGGCAGUCAGUGGCUGAGCUCCGUUACGUGCAGGGAGAUUUGUGUGUGGAUGGGGGAUGCAGAAGGAAGGGUGAUCCGUUCAAUGUCCUGCUCAGCGAUGUCGUAUGUGUAUUGGCUAACAGACAUUCUCUCUUCAUCA